CGAGCAGGAGCGCGGCGGCGGCGGAGGCAGCGGGCGCGGCGCGGGGCUCGGGGCCGGCGGGCGGCCCGGCGGCGCGGGCCGCCGAGUAGCCGCGGGCGGCGGCGGGACAGCGCGGGGCAUGCGGCCGGCCGCCCGACCCCGAGCCGGACCCCGAGCCUCAGCCCCAGCUCCAGCCCGAGCGCCGCGCCGCGCCCCGCGCGCCUAAGAGCGGGCACCUUACGGACGCUGACCCCAGAGCCCCCGAGCCUCUGGGUCCCCGAGUCCCCGCAGACCCCAGGACCCGGGACAACUGUUGCGGCGGCGGCGGGGGCACCGCGGAGACGUGGGCAGCCCCCGCGCCCCGGCAGGCGGCUCCCGCGGGCUUCGGCUCCCGGCUGCGGAGCGAGGAGCGAGCGGGCGGCGGGCACGAGGCAGCUCCGGACGGAUCGAUGCAAGCCAAACGAUGACCAGUUGUGGCCAGCAGUCCCUGAAUGUGCUCACCGUCCUCUUCUCGUUGCUGUUUUCUGCAGUCUUGUCCGCACAUUUCCGGGUCUGUGAACCAUACACGGACCACAAAGGCCGCUACCACUUUGGCUUCCACUGCCCCCGGCUCUCGGACAACAAAACCUUCAUCCUCUGUUGUCACCACAACAACACGGUCUUCAAGUACUGCUGCAACGAGACGGAGUUCCAGGCGGUGAUGCAGGCCAACCUGACGGCCAGCUCCGAGGGCUACGUGCACAACAAUUACACCGCACUGUUGGGAGUGUGGAUCUAUGGCUUUUUCGUGUUGAUGCUCCUGGUUCUGGAUCUUUUGUAUUACUCGGCAAUGAACUACGACAUUUGCAAGGUGUACCUGACACGGUGGGGUAUCCACGGACGAUGGAUGAAGCAGGACCCUCGGCAGUGGGGGAACCCUGCUCGGGGCCCUCGGCCGGGGCAGCCGGCCCCACAGCCGCAGCCUCCUCCAGCCCCGCUGCCGCAAGCCCCUCAGGCCUUGCACACACUGCGGGGAGACACCCACAGCACACCGCUGAUGACCUUCCAGAGUUCGUCUGCCUGAAAACCCUUUUGCUGUGCCUCAGAAUGAGGGAGGUGAGAUCUGAAGCACUCAGCACAGCCUCCGAGAGGAGCAACUUCUACAGAGAUGCCAGGGAGAGCUGAGGCGGCGGUGGCGGUGGCAGAGGAGGAAACGCCGCCUGUGCCCAAAAUCCCCUUCCAUGGACUUCUGAGAUUAGGAGAAAACUCAGGGGGAGGGGUUGGGGGUGCAGGGGAGGAGAUUAUGAGCCACCUGUCCAUAAGCAAUAGUCCUAUUUUGGGCUGGUGGCUUCUGAGAGGUGACUCAUUGUGAACUUGGGAUGACCAACACAAAGCUGCUCUGGCUGAUCUGAGCCAGAAGGAUCUAGGCCUGUGAGUCAUACCUGUGGUUUAAACACCAAUACUUCCCUUGCCUCUGCCCCCUCCAAUAGUGGCCCCUUGGGCCUAUCCAUAUCAGAAUAUUGAAUGUGCGUGUCUGUGCGUGUGCUCAGGUGUGUGUGUGAUUCUGGGUAUUCUUUUUGUUUGUUUGUUUGGGUGGGUGGGUUGUUCAUUUUUAUUGGUGUUUCCCCUCGCCCAAGUUCUCUGAUGAAUACAAGUCACCAUGUGGUUGGGGGUUCUUGCCAGGGUCAGCAUCCAGAGCUUAAGCUUCUUGCUGGAGCCAGUAGCUGUGAGCCACAUGGAGUCGGCUGAACAUAGGGUACAGCCCCGCCGUGUCUUAGGAGCCAUUGGGGAUUGGAAAAUGCCUGUCAGGGUUGGUUCUUACAGAAAUCUUUCCUGUUAACAACAGUAAUAAUAAGGGACACAUCUCAGGCCAACCCUAGGCACCAGAUUGGGUAUUUUUAUGUACACUCUCUCACCACCUGGGAAGCAGGUGUGAUGAGCCUCCUGCAGAAACAGUUCAGAGAGGGAAGGAGUGUCCAGGGUCACACAGCCAGGAGGAGCCAGCCUCACCUGAGGGGCAUAGGAACCAAAAAUCCAGGUUCCCAGACGUGACAUGCUCCCCAGCCCAGGGCACACCCAGUGCAAUCCCCGGAGCAUCUCCCUAAUGUCCUCUCAAGGGGGGGCCCGUGCCCCGAGUUCUCCACCAUCACUGUCUGGAGCCCCUGUCCACUCACCACAUUCUAGUUAUGCACCUGCUGUGUGCCAGGCGAUGCGCUGGGCAGUGACAGGGAUUGGAGAUGACUUAGACCUCACCUUUGUCCCCAGGGAGGUCCCUGCCUGGUGGGAGAGACAAACCCAUGGGUCUUUGCUGGGAAGGGUGAUGAGGACUAUGAAAACCCAGAGAGGAACGUUCUAGAAAUCCAUCCACUUUAAGGUGGGACUGCCAUGUUAACCCAGAUCCCCAUAGCAUCCUCCCACAGAGCUCCCUGCCUUCACUACCUACCUUGCUGCCUGGGGCACACACAGGGAAGGAUGUCACCUAAAUGAUGAUCACAUAUGUCCCUGAAGGCUACACUGCCAGUGUAGAAACACUCAUUCUACUGGUGUUUGUGACACCAAAGUCUCCCACAGCUCUCAGCUUGGGAGCCCUGCUCAGACACAUGUCCGCUCUGUCCCUGCCCCCUUGUUCAACCCAGUGUUCUUACACAGACUGUCCACCUGUUUAGCACACAUGACAGUGGGGCCCGGCUGGGCCAGGUGGGCCCCUGCUCACAGUGAGGGCCUUCUAGCUGGGGAAGGAAGGCAGGGAAGAAGGGAGGUGGCCGAGGCGGUGAGAGCUGUAUCAAGAAUUGAGUCAAAGCAAGGGCAUGUGAGUGAGGGCUGUGGUCUCAGAAGGUCCUUCUUGCUGUGGUAUUUGAGCCCAGAUUUGAAUGACAAGUAGUAACCAGCCACCGACAUUGAAGCUGGGAGGAGGACAUUCCGGGCAGAGGGAGCUGUCAGUGCAAAGGCCUAGAGACAGCCACAGGCUUGGUGGUCCCCCGGACCCAGAGGUAGAGCAGAAGGAGGCAGUGGGGACAGGACCUACUCUGGGGUCUGCCAGAGUCAUUGUAAUGCUGAGAAAAUACAGUGUCCCCUUCAACCAAGUACCACACGUCUUGGCUUUUCAACAGUCCCAUAAAGAAGGGUCUCUCCCCAUUUCACAGAACGGGAGACCAGGAUUCACUUGACUCGCCUGAGGUCACACAGGCAGGCUGUGGGAAACCUCAUCUUCUGGCCCUGUCGUGGUAUCUGAGCCCAGAUCUUCUCUAGACAGUGCUGGCGGAAUCAAAGCAGGACUUUUGCUUGAGGUCAUGAUCAGGUUUAGGCACAGCAUCCUUUCCUCUGGAUGCCAAGUCCUCCCAGGUCGUGCUGGGACCUUGGUGUCACAGGCCACCCUCCGGCUCACGUGUGCAGCCCCACCUGCGUCCCACAUGCAGUGCCUCAGAGGAAGGGUAUGUUCAGGGUGGAGGUCCUAGACCCAGGCUCUGACAUCAGCUCCACCACUAGUUGCAGUGUGACCUCAGGCGAGGCUGGACCCUUGCCACCCUGUUUAAGGGUUUGUAGCCCUGGGGUCCUGGCGCUCUGGGUGCUCACACAGCUACUCACAGAGCCGUGCCUCUGCUCCCAAGAAGGAACUGUGGCCAAAUGACAGUGAGGGCUGGGAGUCCCCUGAUUUGCAUCCCCUGAGAGUUCCUAGAGGAGGACACGCCUCCUGGCCGCACAGGUGUUUUCAGGAAUAACUGAAAAUUCCCAUGGGGUGGUUGCCCUGCUACUCUGCUGAGUCCCUCUUGGGUGUCUGGGCCAGGGACUGGAACAUUCUGCAGGGGGCAGGAGGCUUCAUGCCCUUGUGUCUCCACAGAGAUCACACACACCAGCAUGCCUGGCGGGGCACACUGGGCAGGGGCCACAGCACCACUGUCCCCAGCAGUGUCAAGGGCUCCUCAAAACCCCACGGGACCCCAGGUCAUGAUGAAAACCCGUCCCCACCCUGGUGUGGCUGUGGCUGUAGCUGUGGCUGAUGGACGUGCCGAUGAGCAGAGUGUCCCUAGGAAUGAGACGCAGGGUAGUGAGGAGUGUAAUUGCGGAUUUGGAGAGUUGUUUUUUUAGUGUCCCCAAACCUAAUUUUUUACGCUGCCUCCUUUUUCUUUGUACUGUGAGCUUCUCUCUAUCACUACGUAAUUUUUAAUAAUAAUAAUACAAAAAGUUAAAUAAAAAGAAGAGAAAGAUGACGACGACGCUGUAUGUCCGCUGAGCAGUCUGCACCUGACGCCGGUGUGUGCAACUGCCGUGUCUGCAGACCGUUUCCCCCUGGGAACUGUGUGAUCCAUGAGCAGUUUUAUGCUUUCCCUAUUGUCUACGUAUGGUGUGACUGGUGUGUGUUCCGGAAUCUCUAUCAGAAUCGUAGUUGGCAGUACUGUGGGCUCACUGCCCUCGCCUUAGCCUCAGAGAUGGCCCUGGGCCUAAGAAGCCGCCUGCUCACACACCUCGCUGGGACUCUCCAGCUGCCAGGCUGGCCCCUGACCGCGACCAUUGGCAAUGUGCAAUAGGCCUUAAUUCAAAACACCCGUGCACACACAUGUACAUACACAUUCACAUAUUUGUGCACAUGUGUGCACACAGCCACACACAUGCCCACACAUGCAUGUCCACACACGUGCGCAUGCAUGAACACGUGGACACGCCCAUACACCCACACAUGUACACAGACAUGCAUUCAUGCACACACGUGUGCACAGCAUAGCCACACGUGCACACAGACACAGAGACACACACAAUUCUGUGAAUGGAUCUGGCCCUUCUUGCUGUCUCCAAUGUUCUAGAAAGCAGCAGGUAGGCUGCUUGUAGUGUUCCCAGGGCAGGUGGUAUUUCCCCUCAUCAUCAGAAAAAUUCAGGCACAUUUGGCCCCAGGGCUGAAAAGGAAUUGAGGGUGUCAGGGAAAACUUGGCGACAAGUGGGGUUAUCAGGCUUCUUCAUAUGAGAAGCGGCUCUCAGCUCACCACCAACCCAAAAGCUGUAUUCAGGUCAGUUCAGAUGAACCAGGGCUGUGGGUGUGGCUGUGCCCAGCACUGACCCUUGCAGAGCCCACUGUCCAUGCCAGGUCAGGGCUCCAGCCCAUGUGGCCUGGCCCUUUCAUCCCUCUAGCUACAGUCUUGCCUAGGCCUCUCCCCUGCCAUGCUGACUCGGCAUCUACUAGAGGUCACCAGGUGCAGGGUACCUAACAGAGGUGCUACAUAGAGGCUUAGUGAGUGGACAGAUUAGGCUAUCCAUCAGUCUGUACCUGAAACUCCUAUCUGCACAUCAAAGCCCUGACCAAUUUGCCCUUGACAGACUGAACUUGAGGGCUGCUGCAAGGCCCACCUCCAGGAGGCACCCCUCACAACACUAUCACAUGAGUGGCAGUGGGCUCCCAGGGCUCCUGUGUAUAACAGAGGCAGCACUGAGAAGAGGGGCCCUGGGUAUGUGCGAUGAGGUGCCCUGCUGAAUUGCCCUAAAUGUGUAGGAUCCUGUUGCAGCAGGAGGCAACCCUGAGCGUGGGAUCAAAAACGAUUACACAGCCACCACCACAAGCAUCCAGUGUGGCCAUGACAGAACCGUGCUGGUGGCCCCACAGUGCCUCUCCUUAGAACGGCCCCCCAGUUUCUCCCACCCUGCCUCUUUCUCUUUCUUCCCCAUUUCUAUUUUAGAGCUAGUGGUAAUGUCACGGCCACAGAACCAACCAGGCAGCGUUGGGUGAGGGGCUCAGUCACCUUUACGAGGCAGAAAACCACCUGCAAAAGACCAGUGUGGCCUCCCCAGGGUCAGCUGGACAAGGGCAUGUGACUGUGAGGACCGGGGAGAUCCUUUCUGUCCUUUCAGUCUGACUUUACAUGAGCAGGGUCCCUCUGAGAGCUGAUAAGCAAGAAAGCCAAAAACCAGUACUAGUCUAAUAAUAAUACAACAGGACGGUAAUAGUGCGUUUUAACCGACUGCUGUUGCUCUGCUUUUGUCUUUAUAUAAGUAGUUUUUAUAAAGACGUCCUUAGGUUUUAAUAAAGGAGUGUCAUGUCAAC
Messenger RNA from Nycticebus coucang (slow loris), 5986 nucleotides. It is a transcript of the gene SHISAL1, whose product is annotated as shisa like 1. The record is from RefSeq and is a predicted model, not a curated record. Bases 443 to 1042 code for a protein of 199 amino acids. The transcript has 5 exons. NCBI's taxonomy places the organism in Eukaryota, Metazoa, Chordata, Mammalia, Primates, Lorisidae.